This is a messenger RNA of Sarcophilus harrisii (Tasmanian devil), 1171 nucleotides long. RefSeq names its product cathelicidin-3. Gene Ontology annotation, cellular component: extracellular region. Gene Ontology annotation, biological process: defense response to Gram-positive bacterium; defense response to Gram-negative bacterium; innate immune response. The record is from RefSeq and is a predicted model, not a curated record. The transcript is spliced from 4 exons. Lineage: Eukaryota; Metazoa; Chordata; Mammalia; Dasyuromorphia; Dasyuridae. Gene Ontology annotation, molecular function: lipopolysaccharide binding. The coding region runs from base 55 to 654 and encodes 199 amino acids.
AAAGACCAUCUAAGAGGCAGGGACAGACCUAAACCCCAGCUAAGGUGAGAAAAGAUGGGAUCCCUGAGGAGAAAUCUUCUGAUACUAUGUGUGGCAGUGACCAUUGCAACACUUUCUGCACAUCCAAGGAAGAGACUGAAUGACCAACAGACUAUAUCUCUGUUACUGGAUAAGUACAACAAAUUGUCCGAUGACAAUUUCCUCUACAGGGUUCUUGAAGUCAGACCUCGCUCUGACCAGACUGAAAGACGGAUCCUGCAUUUCACCAUUCAGGAAACCAGGUGCCUUAAGUCAGAGAAUCAGAAUCCUGACCAGUGUGAAUUCAGAGAGAAUGGGCUGGUGAGAGACUGCGCAGGACAGAUUUCCUCUGCCCGAAAUCAACGAGUGUUUCUACUCUCUUGUAACACUGUGGCUGGACAGCAGGAUCAAGGAUCUCCCACAGCAGAGUCAGAUGGUGAUGCAUCAACAAUCCUUGAAGAUCCUGGCAAAAUCCGAGAAAGACGUGAUAUAGGAGAGGAACCAGUAGGUCUCUUAGCAGCCAGGGGUAUACGUAGACCCUACUUACCCAGACCUCGCCCAAGGCCAAACAUUCCCAGACCUCGCCCAAGGCCAAUCAUUCCCUUCCGUCCCUUUCGGCCUGGGCGCUCUGUCUAAGCUGGACCAGGACCCUUCUUCCCUGCUACUCAGCUUAGCCCCAAUUCCCCUGAACCCCAGUCUCACCAUGAUGAACCUUGUUCCUAGUCUAACCCUGAUGAACCUGAACCCCAGUCUCACCCUGAUGAAACUGAACUCCAGUCUUACCCUGAUGAAUCUUGACCCCAAUCUAACCUUGAUGAACUUGGACCCUAGCCUGAUGCUGAUUACCCUUGACCCUAGCUUAGAACUGAUUUUCCUGAGCCUGGCUUUAACCUUGCCUCAUCUCUGGCUAAGCUCCCCUUUUAGAUUCCAUGCUUGACCUAGGCCUACUAAACCUGCUUCUUCAGUAAGUUCCAAGGUUUGACCCACAGAUCCAGAAGAAGCAGAAAAUGUAUAGAGACCAAAUGCAAUAAGAAAUCCAAAAACCAAAAAAAUGGGACCAGAUAGUGGAGUGUCAAAGGGCAGGGACUGGCAGGCCUUUCAUGGAGCAUUCCAAGCAAACAGCAAUUGAAUAAAGGCUUUGUGAUAUCAGUGA